AUCACAACAAGGGUUUAUGUGGAGAAAUCAGAGGCUGGCCACACUGCAAAAAGGGGCACAGAAUCAAAAUGAUUAUUGUUAUUUCUUUGUCCACCAUCCUGUUUCUAUCAUUUGCAGUCUUUGGGUGUCUGUUUCUCUCAGCCCAGAAGAAGAGAAGAGAUAAAAAAAUUCUACCAACAGAAGCAGCAGCUCCAAGGCAUGGGGAUCUAUUCUCAAUAUGGGGCUUCGAUGGAAGGCUUGUUUAUGAAGAUAUAAUCAAGGCAACAAAGGAUUUUGAUAUUAAAUAUUGCAUAGGUGCUGGAGGUUCUAGCAGAGUCUACAAGGCACAACUGCCUGAUGGAAAUGUGGUUGCCUUGAAGAAACUUCACCAUCUGGAGAUUGAGGAGCCAGCUUAUAUAAAAAGCUUCAAAACUGAGGUACAAAUAUUAUCAGCGAUAAGGCAUCGCGAUAUUGUGAAACUUCAUGGCUUCUGUCAGCAUAAAAAAGCUAUGUUUCUAAUUUAUGACUACAAAGAAAGAGGGAACUUGUGCAACAUGCUGAGAAAUGAAGUUGGAGCUGUGGAAUUAGAUUGGAUUAAGAGAGUGAACGUUGUCAAAAGCAUCGCUCACGCCUUAUCCUAUAUGCAUCAUGAUUGUAACACACCAAUAAUUCAUCGCGACAUCUCCAGCAACAAUAUCCUUUUAGAUUCAGAGUUAAAGGCUUUUGUAUCUGAUUUUGGUACCGCUAAACUUAUAUAUCCAAAUUCAUCGAAUCAAACCCUUCUUGCAGGCACAUACGGCUAUAUUGCACCAGAGCUUGCCUACACGUUGGUCGUGACAGAAAAAUGUGAUGUUUAUAGUUUUGGGGUGGUGGCACUUGAGACAAUGAUGGGAAAGCAUCCAAAAGAGCUUAUCACCUUACCACCCUCAUCAGCACAAAGUAUAAUGCUUGGGGAUAUAUUAGACGCACGCCUCUCACCUCCUGCAGAUCUGCGAGUUCUUAAAGAUGUAAUUCCUGUAGUAAGGAUGGCGCUCAAAUGCAUAGAUUCCAAUCUUCAAUCCCGCCCAACAAUGCAGCAUGUGUCCGGAGCGCUUCUUGCUCAUUCACCAUUCCCCAAGGUGCCCUUUCAUGAGAUUUCCCUCUGGCAUCUAAUGAAUCAAGAUGUAUAAUUCUGCUUCUAAAUUUGGAUCUGAAAUUGAACCUUUGUUAUUGAGUUCCAUUCAUCAACAGCUCAAUCCUUUGUUUAUGGACAGAUUAAUAAUGUAACUGAAGUUAUGACAACAUUUGAACUUGUCAUUGUCCUUUCUCCA
Vitis vinifera (wine grape) is the source of this 1289-nucleotide messenger RNA. Its product is annotated as MDIS1-interacting receptor like kinase 2. Gene Ontology annotation, molecular function: ATP binding; protein kinase activity. The coding region runs from base 69 to 1148 and encodes 359 amino acids. The record is from RefSeq and is a predicted model, not a curated record. NCBI's taxonomy places the organism in Eukaryota, Viridiplantae, Streptophyta, Magnoliopsida, Vitales, Vitaceae. The transcript has 2 exons. Gene Ontology annotation, biological process: protein phosphorylation.